Anneissia japonica is the source of this 1104-nucleotide messenger RNA. Its product is annotated as craniofacial development protein 2-like. The record is from RefSeq and is a predicted model, not a curated record. The transcript has a single exon. NCBI's taxonomy places the organism in Eukaryota, Metazoa, Echinodermata, Crinoidea, Comatulida, Comatulidae. Gene Ontology annotation, biological process: chromatin remodeling. The coding region runs from base 1 to 1104 and encodes 367 amino acids. Gene Ontology annotation, molecular function: catalytic activity. Gene Ontology annotation, cellular component: nucleus.
AUGGAUCAAGACUCAUUUAUAGAAUCAGUUAACAACGUAAAGGGUAUUCGUGAAUCAGAACCGAAUCCCUCGUUCGGCAGGAAUAGCCAUGUGCAGCAGGUGGCAUCAGGUCGUCAUUCAGCGUCUGCUCGCAAACUAAAUAAGCUAAACACAAGAAAAAAUGCAUUAAGAAUAGCCACAUGGAAUGUCCGGACAUUAUAUCAGAAAGGGAAAAUAGACAAUGUUAAUCAGGAAAUGGACAGGAUGAAUCUCAACAUCCUAGGACUUGCGGAAGUAAGAUGGAAAGGUGCAGGGUCCAUAAGAAUAGGCAAAAAGACUUUAAUAUACUCAGGUGGAGACAAACAUGAAAGAGGAACAGGAAUCUUGUUUGAUGAAUUAACAGCAAAAAGCCUGAAAAGUUGGUGUCCAAUUUCAGAUAGAGUAGUUGUAGCCAAAUUGGAAGCCAAACCCCUAAAUCUAGGUAUCAUUCAAGUGUAUGCACCAACAUCUGAGAGUGAAGUCGAAGAAGUUGAAAAAUUCAAUGAAGAAAUAGAAAAAGCAAAAAGUUAUCUAUGGUCCCAAGACAUCAAGAUGGUAAUGGGUGACUUUAAUGCCAAGGUAGGAGACGAAAGGGUAGACGAUGUUGUAGGACCCAGGGGUACAGGGAAACAGAAUGAACGCGGGAAUAGACUUAUUGAAUGGUGCCAAAUGAAUGAUUUUACAAUCACUAAUACAUGGUUCCAAAACCAUCCUAGGCGACAGUGGACAUGGAUGAGCCCCGGAGACAGAACUGGAAACAAAAUUGACUUCAUACUCAUCGAGAAAAGAUUUAGAAAUUCUGUCAAAACAUCAAAAUCACUGCCGAGAGCUGAUUGUAACUCAGACCAUGUCCCAGUCAUGUGCAAAUUGCAGAUAAAACUUAAAAAAUGUAAAAAGGCAAAGAUCCAUCCCAAAUUCCAAAUGGAUUUACUAAAAUCAGAUGAAGAGCUAAGAGACAGAAUUAACGUAGCUGUAAAAAAUAAAUACGAGUCUAUUAAUAAUAUUACAGAGGUAGAAGAACUUUGGACCAAAAUGAAAGAGUCACUUGAUGAGGUCAUGCAUGAACACAUCCCAAAAAAGGAAUAA